GAGCGCGCCCGGCUCGGCGCCCGCUGCCGCCGCCCGGGUGGGCGCUCGAUCCCGGACGGGGGAGGAGGGCGGGCGAGCGCUAGUGUGUGUGUCUCUCUCGAGUCAUUUACGGCGGAGCAGCCGGCGCGAUCGCCGAGGAGGCGGCGGCGGCUGCUUCGUGCAACUGUGGCUCCCCCACUCCGCCCCACCUCCUCUUCCUUUUUGCUCCUUGAUUUUUCUUCUCCCCCCGCCCCCCCAACAUUCGUCCAUGGGGAGCCGGCCCUCCUGCCGGCACCUCCUCUCCGCUUGGCCCGGUAGGCACCAGCUGCCGCCUCCCCGGCCGCGGGCUGCGCCGGCGCCCGAUGCCCUGGCCCCUGGCGUGGCGCCCGAGUCUCGCCGCCCGCAGCCCAGCCUGGCGCGGCGCUCAGCUCACCCAAACUGACUCGGCGAGAGGGAGAGAGAGCGCGAGCGGAUGCCCGGCUGCACCGAGACCUCGCGCGUCCGGGGGCAGGGCGGGGGCGGCGGGGAGAAGGAGGCGUCGGAGACUCUGAACCCCGGAAAAGUUCAAGGUUUGUGCAGGCUCCCCCGGGGAAGGCGAGGAGCGCGGCGGAGCAGCGCGCCCCUCGGCUGAGACAGCGAGACCCGGGAGGAGAGGGAGGCGACCCGGGGUUGCCGCGGGUUGGCCGAGCCCCUCUCCAUCCCACUACGCUCGCGGCCAAGAGGCUGGAGUCGGCGCCCGAGGCAGGAAAGGCUGGGCUCGGGCACUGUAGCCCGCCUUCCUGCUCCGUAGCUUCUCCAAACCCCAUCUCCAUGGGGCAGCUCGUUCCGGCUGCCCCACCCUCGCCCCAGCCGCGGUGCCGCUGCCCGGGCAGGCGGCGCUGAGCCUGCCUGUGUGGAGCCCGGGCCCUGGUCGAGACUGGAGGGAGCGCCAAGCAAGGGAGCUCGGCGAGGGGACCAGCCGCUGGCCGCCCACCCCGGGGUCCUCGGUGCGGGCGUUGUCUAGGGUCGUGGCGACCCGCGCUGCCGGUCUCAGCACUGCACGGAAACUUUUCCUUCUCUAGAUGGAUUAAAGUUGCUUGGAUUUUCUCUUUCAUUGCGAAAGAAAUUAUUCAUUUGCGCCUAACCUGGGAUUUUUAUGCUGGAGCUGCUGCUGCUGUUGCAGGCUGUUCGGGAGGAAGAAAGCCGCGCUAUCCAUGUGGGGUUACUACCGAAGCCGAGGAAACUGGGACUUGCUUUGGAAAUCUACACCCUCCAGCUAGUUCGGAUUCGAGCUGGGCCGCGGGGCUGGGGAAACGGACACUGGGCUCUCGGCAAGCCUGCGAGACGCUAGUGGCCACCCGGCCCGGGGACCGCACGUGCGACUCCCCCCCUACUAGCCGCACUGAUCCUGCAGGGGGCACCAGACGGGGGGAGUUAGAGGCUCCUCCCGCCCCGAGCGGCGCCCCCACCAGUUCCGAGGGUGUAGCCGGCGGCGCCUGGGACGCCCCCUCCCCUCAAAGUGCCCCCGAAUUGCACUCCCUGGCCCCGGGAGCCUCAGCAGAAACAGCCGGACGCCCACGGCCACCUGAAGUUGGAUGUGACCAAGCCCAGCCUGGGACCAAGUCGUCGUCGACCGCUGCCCCCUGCCGCCCCCUCCUCGGCCGGCCAUGGCCCCAGGGAUGCCGGGCCGCGGCGGCGCCGCCCUGCUCUGCCUCUCGGCGCUGCUCGCCCACGCCUCUGGCCGCUCCCACCCGGCCAGCCCCAGUCCGCCAGGGCCCCAGGCCAGCCCGGUGCUGCCGAUCAGCUACCGCCUGUCGCACACGCGACUGGCCUUCUUCCUGCGCGAGGCGCGGCCCCCGCCGCCCACGGUGGCCAACGGCUCCCUGCAGCGCUCCGAGCCCUUCGUGGUGUUCCAGACCAAGGAGCUGCCCGUCCUCAACGUCUCCCUGGGGCCCUUCAGCACCAGCCAGGUGGUGGCCCGGGAGCUCCUGCAGCCGUCCAGCACUCUGGACAUCCCCGAGCGCCUGACGGUCAGCUGGAAGGUGCGCGCCUUCAUCGUCCACCCGCGCGUGCCCGCCUCGCAGCCCGUGGCCCAGGUGCUGUUCUACGUGGCCGGCCGCGACUGGGAUGACUUCGGCGUCACCGAGCGGCUGCCCUGCGUCCGUCUGCACGCCUUCCGCGACGCCCGGGAGGUCAAGAGCUCCUGCCGCCUCAGCGGGGGUCUGGCCACCUGUCUCGUGCGGGCCGAGCUGCCCCUGGCCUGGUUCGGGCCCCCAGCUCCGGCCGCGCCGCCCAGCGCCCGCCGCAAGUCUCCGGAUGGGCUGGAGCCCGAGGCGACCGGGGAGAGUCAGCAAGCCGAGCUCUACUACACGCUUCAUGCCCCCGAUGCAUCGGGGGGGUGUGGGGGGACCCGCCGGGGCGCCGGACCCGGAGCGGGGGCGCGGGCCGAGAGCCCCACCCAGCACCCGCUGCUGCGCAUCGGAAGCAUCAGCCUGUUCCGCCCGCCCCCCAGGAGGACCCUUCAGGAGCACAGGCUGGACAGCAACCUGAUGAUCCGGCUGCCGGACCGGCCCCUCAAGCCGGGCGAGGUGCUCAGCAUCGUCCUCUACCUGGCCCCCAACUCCUCCUCUCCCUCCAGCCCCGGCCUGGAGCACUUCACUCUGAGGGUGAAGGCCAAGAAGGGUGUGACCCUUCUAGGAACCAAGUCACGGAGUGGCCAAUGGCACGUGACCUCAGAGCUGCUGACUGGGGCCAAGCAUUCAACAGCCACCGUGGAUGUGUCCUGGGCCCAGGGCACACCGCUGCCCCCCUGGGAGGGCCAGGGGCCCCUGGAGAUUCUGCAGCUGGACUUUGAGAUGGAGAAUUUCACCAGCCAGUCAGUCAAGCGCAGGAUCAUGUGGCACAUUGACUACCGGGGCCACGGAGCCCUGCCGGACCUGGAGCGGGCCGUGACUGAGCUGACGGUCAUCCAGCGGGACGUGCAGGCCAUCCUGCCCCUGGCCAUGGACACAGAGAUCAUCAACACAGCCAUCCUGACGGGCCGGACAGUGGCCAUCCCUGUCAAGGUCAUCGCCAUCGAGGUGACUGGCCUUGUUCUAGAUGUCUCUGCCCUGGUGGAAUGCGAAUCUGAUAAUGAGGACAUCAUCAAGGUAUCCAGCAGCUGUGACUAUGUGUUUGUUAGCGGAAAGGAAUCCCGCGGGUCCAUGAACGCCAGGGUCACCUUCCGCUACGACGUCCUCAACGCCCCCCUGGAAAUGACGGUCUGGGUGCCCAAGCUGCCCCUGCACAUCGAGCUGUCGGAUGCCCGCCUCAGCCAAGUGAAGGGCUGGAGGGUUCCUAUCCUUCCCGACCGGAGGUCAGCCCGGGAGAGUGAGGAUGAGGAGGAGGAGGAGGAGAGGCCCCAGAGUGCGAGUCGCGGCUGCACCUUGCAGUACCAGCACGCCACCCUGCAGGUUUUCACCCAGUUCCACACGACGUCAUCGGAGGGCACCGACCAGGUGGUCACCAUGCUGGGCCCGGACUGGCUGGUGGAAGUCACCGACCUGGUCAGCGACUUCAUGCGGGUGGGUGACCCCCGAGUGGCACGCAUGGUAGACAGCAGCACGCUGGCUGGGCUGGAGCCGGGCACCACUCCCUUCAAGGUGGUGUCCCCCCUGACGGAGUCCGUGCUCGGGGAGACACUGCUGACAGUGACGGAGGAGAAGGUCAGCAUCACACAGCUGCAGGCCCAGGUGGUGGCCAGCCUCGCCCUCUCCCUGCGACCCAGCCCUGGGAGCAGCCACACCAUCCUGGCCACCGCCGCCGCCCAGCAGACCCUCAGCUUCCUCAAGCAGGAAGCCCUCCUGAGCCUUUGGCUCUCCUACAGCGAUGGCACCACGGCCCCACUCUCCCUCUACAGCCCCCGGGACUACGGGCUGCUGGUGAGCAGUCUGGACGAGCGCGUGGCCACGGUGACCCAGGACCGGGCCUUUCCACUGGUGGUGGCGGAAGCCGAGGGGGCCGGGGAGCUGCUCCGCGCGGAGCUCACCAUCGCCGAGAGCUGCCAGAAGACCAAGCGCAAGAGUGUGCUGGCCACGACCCCCGUGGGCCUGCGGGUGCACUUUGGGCGGGACGAGGAGGAUCCCACCUACGACUACCCGGGCCCCAGCCAGCCAGGGCCUGGCGGGGGCGAGGACGAGGCCCGGGGAGCUGGCCCGCCAGGCACGGCGGGACCCCGACCUGAGGCCGCGGGCCCUGGCACUGCCAGCUCGGCUGUGCCACCCACGGAAGACUUCCUGCCGCUGCCCACCGGCUUCCUGCAGAUGCCCCGGGGGCUGACGGACCUGGAGAUCGGCAUGUACGCACUGCUGGGCGUCUUCUGCCUGGCCAUCCUCGUCUUCCUCAUCAACUGCAUCGUCUUCGUGCUGCGCUACCGGCACAAGCGCAUCCCGCCCGAGGGCCAGACCAGCAUGGACCACUCUCACCACUGGGUGUUCCUGGGCAACGGGCAGCCGCUGCGGGUGCAGGGGGAGCUGUCGCCGCCCGCCAGCAACCCGAUGGAGACCGUGCCCGCCUGCUGCCACGGUGACCACCACAGCAGCGGCAGCUCGCAGACCAGCGUCCAGAGUCAGGUGCACGGGCGGGGCGACGGCUCCUCGGGCGGCUCGGCCCGGGACCAGGCCGAGGACCCCGCCAGCUCGCCCACCUCCAAGCGCAAGCGGGUCAAGUUCACCACCUUCACCACUCUGCCCUCGGAGGAGCUGGCCUAUGACUCGGUGCCCGCCGGCGAAGAGGACGAGGAAGACGAAGAGGACCUGGGCUGGGGCUGCCCGGAUGUGACGGGCACCACGCGGCCCGCCCCGCCUCCUGACCUGCACAAUUACAUGCGCAGAAUCAAAGAGAUUGCGUAGAGGUGCGGUCCCGACUCCCCCCGCCCCAUCAGGGCAGGGUGGGCUCUGUGUGAUUCUCAGCCGCUGCUCACAUGUGAUGUGGGCCGGAGCGAGUGGAUUUUAUAGUCCGGCCCCUGCAGCUUUGCUCCUCCGGGGUGGGAGGGGCCGCCCCCCGCACCGCGGUGGUCCUUCCUCCCCGCCUUAUCCUCACCCUCCUCUGCCCCCAAAGGUGGAGGCGCCUUCCUCCUGGAGCUGGCUACGAGGAAAGCAAUCCCAGCCCUCCUUCUCCCCUUUCCAAUCCUCCUCCCAUCUUAGACAACCCCUCUGCCCCAAGUGGGGGGCAUGGAAGUCAAGCUUGGGCCGAGGGCCCCGCCCCCCUUGUCUCCUGCUUCCCCCAUGCAGGGGGGCGGGGCGGGGGGCGCGGUACUGGGGGGAGCCUUGUGUUACAAGCUGCACAAAGACUUUUCUCAAACCACUAUUCAGGGAUUUCUGUCCUGCAGGGUGGGGAGGCAGCGGCUGCCUGCCCUGCCAAGGAUCUUGCUGUGGAUAAAACAUUUGGGGGGGGAGCAGGGAAUAUUUGUAGCAUCUGCUGGCUUCCGGGUGUCCCCCUCCCCAGUCCCUCCCUAAGAUCCGGGAGCUGACUCUAUAGAGAAGGCUGGGGUCAAGCCAGGCGCCUCUCUGAGAUCUCAGGACUCCAUCCUCUGCCCCCAAGGGCUGUGGGCAGGCCCUCAGGGGGAGGAGUCGUGGGUCCACCCCAGAGCACUGUGGUCUGGGCGCCCAGGAGCCCUGGGUGCCUCCCGCCCACCCCUCAGCAAGAUCAACACCACGCCUUAGCCGCCCCUCCCGCUCCGCCCACCCCUCCUUCCUCUCUGCGGGGGUGGCCACCCACUCCCCCACUGGGCGGCGUCCCGUGGGAGGGGGCGAGGGCACCAGGCAACUGCUGGGAAGGACUGUGGGAUGAGCAAGGCAGAGGGAGCCGCGGCUCCCUGACCCCGUCCCACGGCCGCCCUUCUCUCGGGUUCUACCCACCACUGUGUCAGAUUUUUCUUAAAUAAACGGAGGCAACAAGACUAGGGGUGGGGCAACAGCUCCCGGAGAACAGACA
Molecule: messenger RNA, 5931 nt
Organism: Cervus elaphus (red deer)
Lineage: Eukaryota; Metazoa; Chordata; Mammalia; Artiodactyla; Cervidae
Gene: TMEM132E
Product: transmembrane protein 132E
Exons: 9
Coding region: 1626-4847 (1073 amino acids)
Source: RefSeq, a predicted model, not a curated record